This is a messenger RNA of Cicer arietinum (chickpea), 4113 nucleotides long. Its product is annotated as kinesin-like protein KIN-7G. The record is from RefSeq and is a predicted model, not a curated record. Lineage: Eukaryota; Viridiplantae; Streptophyta; Magnoliopsida; Fabales; Fabaceae. Gene Ontology annotation, biological process: microtubule-based movement. Gene Ontology annotation, molecular function: microtubule binding; microtubule motor activity; ATP binding.
UGUAGAAAGAAUCGACUGCAACUAACAAAUUAAGAAGGAGACGCCAUAACUCAUCUCAUAAAUUUCAAAAGCAAACUCAACAACAAUUUCACUUUCUUUAUUAUUGAUUAUAACUAGAAUUUGAUCUACACUUUUUUUGUUUGAUCGAUAAUAAUAGAUUAAUAUUCAUUAUUUGAAAUUGGAUUUGACAUUCGGGAACUUCAGUUUUGAUUCUUAACGGUUUCUUCCUAAACAAUGCAAAAUUCGCUGCCAUAAUAAGGAACUUUGCAAUUUUGGCAUGUUUUUUGGAUUUAUUUUUCUGAUUCAUGUUCUAUUUUUGGAAUUUUUGUUUAGAGUUUGUUUGGAUUAUGUUUUACUUGCUAAAUUUAGGUGAAAUGAUACUACUCCAAAAUACAACUAGGUUUUUUAAGAGUACUUUUACAUCCAUUCAAUUUUUUCCUCAUUCUGACAAUCAAUCUUCAAUAUUUUAUCUCUGAAUUUCUCAUUAUACAAAGUUGGUUAAGAAUCUUAUUUGAAAAUUUAAAUCCCCAAUUUUUGUCGUCAUGUUCGUAAAUUUGUUGUACAAAUUCUAAUUUUAUUUAAGUUUGCAUGUGAGGGAGAAUUUGACUGUUUGUUAUUACCUUGUCUUGAGGAAUAUCUCAAAAAACUCCAAGUUUUUCAUUAGAAUACAAAAUGCACUGCAUUUUGGAGUCAAAGUUAUAGAAGCUUGCUCAAUUUCUAUUUGUUGAUUUGUUCCCUUCUCUGAAUAUAAAAUUGCAUGAAUGUUAGCACAUUUUUGUUAUAUUUGUUUGUAUAUGGUGUGAUAAACUUGGAUGAUCUUGCUUUGCUGCAGAUAAUGAUUGGUGGUUGAAAACUUGAAAGUUGCGGUGGCGCGUCUGUUCCAUAGCUCUGUAACAACAGAACUGUACAAGCUUUAUGAAACAACUUGAAAUGUGACCCAAAAAGAUUUGAAUGUUGAAAUUGGAAUUAAAGGUUUAGAGAAAAAGGGGUUGAGAAGGAAGUGAGAAAAUGGAUUCCAAUUCAGGGGAGGAGGCAAUGCAAGGCUCAACAGGCAGUGAGGAGAGAAUUGUUGUUUCUGUUCGUGUGAGACCAUUGAAUGAUAAGGAGCUAGCAAAAAAUGAUCUGUCUGAAUGGGAAUGUAUUGAUGAUACUACCAUCAUGUACAGGAGCAACCUUUCAGCUUCCGAAAGGUCUCUAUAUCCAACAACCUAUACAUUUGACCGAGUAUUUAGGGCUGAUUGCCCCACAAGGCAGGUGUAUGAAGCAGCGGCUAAGGAGGUAGCUCUUUGUGUUCUCGAUGGCAUCAAUUCUAGCAUUUUCGCAUACGGACAAACAAGCAGUGGAAAGACAUACACCAUGAGCGGUAUAACUGGGUACGCCGUAGCUGACAUUUUUAAUUAUAUAGAAAAGCACAAAGAAAGGGAAUUUGUCUUAAAGUUUUCAGCAAUGGAGAUCUAUAAUGAAUCUGUUAGGGACCUUCUUAGUACCGACAGUACACCUCUCAGACUUCUUGAUGAUCCAGAGAAAGGCACAGUUGUUGAGAAACUAACGGAGGAAACUAUGCGUGACUGGAACCAUUUUAUAGAACUUAUUUCUUUCUGUGAAACCCAAAGGCAGAUAGGGGAGACAUCCUUGAAUGAAGCAAGCUCGAGAUCCCAUCAAAUUCUAAGACUGACAAUUGAAAGUUCUGCACGUGAAUUUUUUGGAAAUGACAAAUUGAGCUCUCUUGCCGCGUCUGUGAAUUUUAUUGAUCUUGCUGGAAGUGAGCGGGCAUCACAAACUAAUUCAGCUGGUGCAAGAUUGAAAGAGGGAUGCCACAUAAACCGUAGUUUACUGACUCUAGGAACUGUCAUCCGCAAACUCAGCAAGGGUAGAAAUGGACACAUCCCUUUCAGAGAUUCAAAGCUAACUCGCAUACUGCAGUCCUCAAUAGGAGGCAAUGCUAGAACAGCAAUCAUCUGUACCAUGAGUCCUGCACGGAGCUAUGUUGAACAAACUAGAAACACCCUCUUAUUUGCAUGUUGUGCUAAAGAAGUGGCAACUAAUGCAAAAGUCAAUGUAGUGAUGUCUGAUAAAUUGUUAGUCAAGCAAUUGCAAAGAGAGUUGGCUAGGCUGGAAGGUGAGUUGAGAAAUUCAGGGUCAACCCUCCGUAAAUCUGAUUCUGCAGCAUUGCUGAGGGAAAAAGACCUCCAAAUUGAGAUGUUAAAGAAAGAGAUAAUGGAUCUGGCUUUCCAGCGAGACCUUGCCCACUCUCAAAUUAAGGACAUGCUUCAAGUGGGUGGAGACGAUAUGUUUUCAAGUGAUUUCGAAAGUUUGGAUCCUCAAUAUCCAAAAUUACGUGUGCGAAGUUCAAUGGACUUUGAAAAUCAAACAACAGAACCAAACUUAUUAGCUUUUGACGGCUUGGAGAGUGUUAGAUCUUUUGAUGCUUCUCAAUAUUCAGAUGGACUUAGUGUUAGUUCCGAAGAGAAUUAUUUCCAGCUCCCUGAUUUGGAAAAGAGUCUUCCCAUAAGGAAAUCUUUCCAAGGGCUGUCAGUUGUAAGUUAUAAUGAUGUAACGAGUGAUUCAGAUAAGAAUAUAGUUCAAGAACAGCUAGAUGAUAAGGUAUGCGAAAGUUGUAAGGAAGUUAGGUGCAUUGAGCCAGAAGAUCCAAUUACAAACACACAUACACACUCAAAUUCAAUAGAUAUGAGUCCAAAUAAAGACAUGAACUCUAAUGCAUCAUCUCCGGGGGCAAAUACAAUUGUCUCAGGAUUGACAAAAGUUGAUAACAUAGACAAAGAAAAUAAAGACUUGUCUUCUUUUGAAUUAAAGGAAAACAAAGAAUUGAAUCGCUUGGACCAAGGUUUCUUUCUUCUCUCUUCAGAGAAAAUAAGUCCAUUGCUGGUAGAAAAAAAUGCAUCUAGAUCUAGAACCUUGAAAUUGACUAGAAGCAGAAGUUGUAAACCAAGUCUCAUGAAGGACUCAUCUUCAGAUUGGUUUGACCACGACGAAAUAAUUCAGAACACCCUCCCAAUAGGGUCCCAAAAAGACUACAUCGGCAGACUUGAAGACUUUCAAAAGAAGACCUAUAUACUAAAAUAUAAUCCCAAUGCUGAGAGGUUAUCCUGGGCUGGUUAUGGGAUUUGCGAGAGAUGUUCUACCGCUGACAUACAAAACGUUAAAUCAUCAUUUGAGUUGGAAAUUGGUGAUGAUAGUGAUUUAUCUCCAGUAAGAAAGGAAAAGAAAGAACUUGGACGUUCAAAUCUACUGGAAAACAACGAGGUUCCAGACACAGGAGUUAAGUCAACUGUUUCUGCAAAAAAAUUCAAAAAUGUUGGGUUCAACACAUUGCAAUCUGGUGAAGAAAAACAUUUGGACUGGUCUUCAGAAUUUAAGCAGUUGCAGAAAGAGAUUAUUGAACUCUGGCAUUCUUGUAAUGUUUCAUUGGUCCACAGGACUUACUUUUUCCUUCUAUUCAAAGGGGACCCGUCAGAUUCUAUUUAUAUGGAGGUAGAGCUGAGAAGGCUGUCCUAUCUCAAAGAGAAUCAAAUUUUGGAAGAUGGACGAACCCUUACCCCUGAAUCAAGCAAGAGAUACCUUAGAAGAGAGAGACAAAUGUUGAGCAAGCAAAUGCAGAGGAAGUUGUCAAAAUCUGAUAGAGAGAACAUGUAUUUGAAGUGGGGUAUUCGUAUGAGUUCAAAACAUAGGAGGUUGCAAUUGGCACAUCACCUAUGGUCUGAAACAGAAGAUAUAAACCACAUUAGAGAGAGUGCCACAAUUGUUGCAAAGCUUGUUGGUUCAGUAGAGCCAGAUCAGGCUUUCAAGGAGAUGUUUGGCCUCAACUUUGCACCAAGACGCAGAAGAAAGAAAUCUUUUGGUUGGACAUCCAGUAUGAAGCAUAUUUUGUAAGAGUGAUUGUUGGUACAGAAAUAUCUUGUAUAGGAAGUUUGAUUGGGCCAUGUAAAAAUUUCCCCUGGCUCCAUUUAACAUAGGAAAAAUAUUGUAUCCCCCUUCUAUGAACCACGUGAUCUAUAUUGUAUGUAUUUGCCUUCAAUUGCUAUUUGAUUGUAAAGAGGUUGAAGGAUGUGGAAUAUCAAGGUUUUAGAAUUGCUAAUUAUCAAAUAAUGUUUA